Molecule: messenger RNA, 1529 nt
Organism: Seriola dumerili (greater amberjack)
Lineage: Eukaryota; Metazoa; Chordata; Actinopteri; Carangiformes; Carangidae
Gene: pmm2
Product: phosphomannomutase 2-like
Exons: 8
Coding region: 154-906 (250 amino acids)
Biological process (GO): protein N-linked glycosylation; mannose metabolic process; GDP-mannose biosynthetic process
Cellular component (GO): cytosol
Molecular function (GO): phosphomannomutase activity
Source: RefSeq, a predicted model, not a curated record
UUGUCAGCCGCCUUUAAACAUCAGAAGAAACAGAAGCUCCUCUCCGUGGCAGUAGUUUUAGUUUUACAGGUGGAUCACAGCGUGGACAGGACCUCCACUGCAGCUCCACACUGAGCGUGUCCACAGCGAGACUGCAGCUCACCCGGACACAAGAUGAGUGACGCCGCCGUGGACUCGAGCACGCUUUGCCUCUUCGAUGUUGACGGAACGUUGACUGCCGCGAGACAACGUGUCACUCCAGACAUGGCAGAGUUCCUCGACAAGCUGAGGACUCGGGUUCGAGUCGGAGUGGUCGGAGGGUCAGACCUGAUCAAGAUCAAGGAGCAGCUGGGAGAUGAUGUGAUCCACAAAGUGGACUACGUGUUUGCCGAGAAUGGUCUUGUGGCCUAUAAGAACGGACAGUUACUCUCUGUCCAGUCCAUCCAGGCUCAUAUGGGAGAAGAGCUGCUGCAGGACUUCAUCAACUUCUGUCUCAACUACAUGGCCACGAUCAAACUGCCGAAGAAGAGGGGGACGUUUAUUGAAUUCCGUAACGGCAUGUUGAACGUGUCUCCUGUCGGACGCAGCUGUACGCAGGAGGAGAGGUUGGAGUUCUACGAGCUGGAUCAGCGGGAGAAGAUCAGAGAGAAGUUUGUGUCCGUGUUACAGGAAGAGUUCAGAGGAAAAGGACUCUCAUUCUCUAUCGGAGGCCAGAUCAGCUUUGAUGUGUUUCCUGACGGCUGGGAUAAGAGGUAUUGUCUGGGGAUCGUUGAGAAGGACCACUUCUCCACCAUGCACUUCUUUGGAGACAAGACCAAACCUGGAGGAAAUGACUAUGAGAUCUACUGUGACCCUCGGACUGUCGGCCAUGAGGUCUCGUGUCCAGAGGAAACUCGACAGCUGUGUGAACAGCUUUUCUUCUCCUGACAGCAGAGACUCUUUGAUCAUCAUUCACCUGUCAGGACCUUCAGCUGAGCCCACGUCAUCAUGUCUGUGAUGGUGAGGAGGAGGAGCCACACACGGCCGAUAUCUCUGGGUGUUUUUGGUUGGGUUUAGAAUCAAUAAAAUAAAAAGACAACUUUUUUCCAAUAAGAUUCUGACUCGUUGGUAAAAACUGAACCCUGAGCAGCACAGGCAGUGCCGAGUUAAAGGAAGGGCAUGAAUGAAGGAGAAACAGGAUGAGUCUCAAUCCACAGGUCAGAGGUCACUGAUGGAGUGUGUUUACUUUAUCACUGUCUUUAUCACUGACUGAAAUGAAAACUGUAAAUCUGUUUAAGGCCUGAAGUGACUGGGAUUUGUGUUUGUGUACUGAUGUCAACAUCAUCUGAUCCUGAAUCAGCUCCCAUGUGACCACUGUGACUAACUGUGUCCACACUGAUGGGUUUUCAUCUUAAAACUAAAUCGAUCUCUGUACAGAUGAGUGUUUUAGCUCCGUCCACACUGACACACCUAAAAAAAACACGUCACCUGAUGUUCACAUACACUGAGCAUGUGCGAGUCGGUGUAAACAGGAAGCAGAUUGUCUACUCUGCAGUUGGUUUGUUAAAUUA